Molecule: messenger RNA, 8547 nt
Organism: Megalopta genalis
Lineage: Eukaryota; Metazoa; Arthropoda; Insecta; Hymenoptera; Halictidae
Gene: hwt
Product: SH2 domain-containing adapter heavyweight
Molecular function (GO): phosphotyrosine residue binding
Source: RefSeq, a predicted model, not a curated record
CACGCCGGUCGUUGAAUGGAGCGGGUGUGGAGACGCGUACAAGGCGCCGGGCGUCGCGGUGCCGCAGCCCGGUGUGGCUGCCCUGUGCAGCCGUGUCAGCUGCACGUGGACCAACGCGCGAAACGCGGCGGCGGCGGCCGGAAAUCCCGCGGCGGACCGCAGACGAUCGUGUGCGGUUGCCAGGUGCAGCCGUGCCCGGUUCACCCGGUUCUGAUCAGGGUUCGUCGUACACGGCCCGCGGUUACCAACUGCGAUUGUCCACCCGAGUUGCAGCCCUGUCCUCACGCACCGCCGCGUACCUCGGCCUUGCGUCGAGUCCGCAGGUGCGACUGUCCGGAACGACCUUGCCGUCAUGCGGCCUACAGCGGUACCCGACGUCGAGUGCCCGCGCAACCCUGUUCACCUACUUUUUCUUCAGCGAGCCAGUCGAAUCAGCAGCCGCAGCAUCAACAACAACAGCAGCAACAGCAGCAGCAGCAGUGCGAGUGCAUCGAAAGAAUAAACUGCACUCACGAGGGUGCAGUCGGCGAGGUGGCGGGCGAUUGCGAGUGCGAGGAAGAAGUGAAACCGUGCUCGCACACAGUGAAGCAACGCCGGUCGCGUCGUACGUGCGACUGCAGCGGCAGCGGAUCGCAGCCGUGCAGCCAUAAGCCGCAACACGAGGGACGUAUAAAGCGCGUCAAGUGCCGCGUCAGACGCGCCGGCUGCGCCAUGGCCAGGUGCACCGCGGAGCUGGCAAUGCUGCACCUUCACUGGGGCCUGGCCACCGAAUGCGCGCCCUGCAGGCCGCGAGCCCUCACCAGGAGACUCUGCAGGAGGCAGCAAAGCGACAACGAGCUCUACAGGAGCAACAGCUUCAAGUUCGAACGGUUCGAGAGGACCAAGGACGAGUGCGCGACACCUCUGCGGAAACAGGUCUCCUUGUGCGACGAUUACAGUCUGCCAGUCGACUUCGUGAACAAAAGACGUCCUGUGAGCGCAGCGGCCGCGACAUCCACGGUGCAGUGGGCGCUACCGAGUCCCACCGUCGAAAACGCGGAAGUCGAAGUUGUGGAACAAUAUAGCGAUCCCAGGGACAGCAAGAACAAGGCGUACGUAGAGCCCGGAGCGGAAACGUCUCUGCCGACGAUUUACAGCAAAGUAAAUCGCAACUAUUGCCGACCGUACACGGACCCGUCAGCUUCAGGGUCAUCCUGCGAGGAUGACGAGGAGGGUCAGAAGCGGAGCAUCAGACAGCGGAAGAACAGCCUGUACGCAUCCUCCUCUCUCCGCGCUGCCUCAGUAGACAGGGACAAAGACGUGGCAUCAUCGACCGACGGCGCGGUGGUGGACUGUCUAGCCAGCCUGGUGGUGCACAUAACCGAUCAAUCGCCGACCGAGUCUAAUCAACCGACGCGUCAUCCCUCGCCCUACUACUACGGCGACCUAUUCAAAAUACCGGAGCAGAUCAGAAAAUCGCAGCCGAUCAGCAAAUAUCGGAAGAGCGUCAGUCUCGACGUGCCGGGUGAACGUUCGAGGACACCCGGUAUACCGAAGAGGAAUUCGGUGGCAGGUGAUGGGGGUUCCUAUUCGUCGCAGCAGCUACACCCGCCGCAACAGCAACAGCAACAACAACAACAACAGCCGCAGCAACAGCAGCAGCAGCAACAACAACAACAACAACAACAGCUGCAGCCGACGCAGCUGCAACAGUAUCAAAGCCAAGAUCUAGUGAGCCCCACGUCGGGGAGCGAGCAUGCUGUCCCAGCCAGGAACGAGAUCCUCUCGUCGUGCAUCAUCACCGAGUGGGAUCACACCCUCAUGCCUCCGCAUAGACUGUUGAGCCAUGAUCUGCCAGCCACCGUUUGUACCUGCGUCGCAUCGCCAGAUGAGGAGGAGGAUGAGCUAGAUCAACGGCAGCCGCAACUGACGCGGCACCAAGUGCGCAAGCUACGACGUACCAGGAGGAUAGACCCGCAGCCGAUACUCGUCGAGGACGAGGACGACGUGGAGGGAGAGGACGAAGGGGAGGAAGAGGAGGAGGAGGACGCGGACCUGGAGGAAGACGAGGAAGAGAUGGCUAGGCAACGUCACCUCUACGAGACGGCCUUCGACUGCAAGGUCAACCGUUCCGACGAUGACCUCGAUGACCUCGAUCGGGUCACCAAUCAUCCCGUGCUGCACUCCCAAAUGAGAAGCAGCAGCGCGAUCCCAGUGAGCAGGACGAGUUCGUCGACGGACACGUCGAAGCAACAGCCGGCGCCGCAGCAGGUCGCCUACGCGGGACAGUCCCACAGCAGCAAAGACCGACGCAAGGUCGUACUUCUCCGCCCAAAACCGAUUCCGAGCCGUCUUCAGCAACAGCAGCAGCAGCAGCAACAACAGCAACAGCAAUCAGACAAUAUUUCUACUCUGUCCCAAGAUAUCGAAUCCCUCCAGAUCAACUCAAGCGACGAGAAGACCGGCUCGCCGAGGCUGCCGGCCCGAGGUUACACUCCGUCGCCUCCAUCCACGGCGCCGUUGCCGGCCAAGUUCCACGGUAACCGAGACCACUUGCUGCUGAACAUCCGCAGCACGCCGAACCUACCCUCCCAGCCGGACCAUCCGCGUCUGAAGGACUUGCGGCUCCCGGUGAAGUCCUCGCUGAGGGCCAAGGACUCGCCGCAGAGCAGCGAGGGCAGCAUACUGGAGAUCAAAAGCAGACCAAAGAAUUUUGCUCAAGACACCGUGGAGUCCUCCCAGGGCCGGCGCUUCGACAAGGAGCUGAUCCUGGAGUUCAAGGGCAGGCCGAGGGAGGACCGGCAGCGGCCGCGCAGCCUGAUCCGGGAGAGCAAGCCGAUCAUGGAGUUCAAGGGCAGGCCCCACGAGGCCGAGAGCGAUCUGCUGAGACCCCGUCGCGACGUGGGUCUGCUGGAGUUCAAGCUGCGGACCAGCAGGCGCCGACCAGGCUACUCCAGCACCGAGAGCAUGGCGACCAGCAGCAGCGGCGGGAGCAUGGAGUCGCUUCGCAGCAGCACCAGCGAGGGCAACCGGUCGACCAGCAGCUCCGAAAGCCGCCAUAGCACCAGCUUGAGCUCCCACAGCUCCGACAGCGGCAGCACCAACUACUAUCACCACCAUCAUCCCCAACCGUCGAUGACCGGCUUCCUGACGAACCACGCGAACAAGCUGCACAUUCUGUCCCCGAUCUCCGACAAGUCGUCGCAGGAGCCAGCCUCCGAGACCUCGGACAACAACCGGAACAACAACUCGCAGAAGGCCUCGCCCGAGGAGAACGUCACCACCGAGAACAACGUGACCGCGUCCAACAACACCAACACCAACACCAACACCAACACCGCGAACACCAACACCAACUCGGUCGGCUCGCCCAUGGACACCUCGUUCAAGAAGAGACGCGCCCCGCAGAACAAGAACCUAAUCAACCUCGCGCUUCAGUCCUCGUCCUCCGGAGACGCGGAGAUCCAGGGAUCGGACAGCGGGAUCUCCAUCGAGUCGCGAGCCGGGAUCAAGUGCAAGCCGUUCGGGUUCCACUUGUUGAAGCCGCAGCUAGACAACAUCAAUCUCGUCGACAACGAGCCGGAGCUCUCCGACCUGCCCUUCGAUAUGCCGAAGCUGCGGAGAAGGCGGCUGCUCAUGCAACAGGACGCCACCACUUCGGGCAGCGCGACCAGCGUCGAUCUCAGGGAUCUGCCCUUUGACAUGCCGAAACUCAGGAGGAGGCUCAGGUGCAUGCAGAGCACGGAAUCCAGCGGGUCCCAGGCAUCGUCGAGCUUGUCUGUGAGAGACGUCGAACCGCCGCCACUAUUCGGCGGCGGGCUGGCGCGACCGAAGAUGACACUGAAUUUGGACGCCGGUAACGGGACGAGCAGCGCCGGGUGCGCGGGCCAGAUCGCGCCCAAAAAACCCGGAGGUCUGAACCUUGGAUUGCCAUUGGAGAUUAGCGCCGCCCGUGGAUCCGCCGACCUCGUCGACGUCGAUCUUCCUCUCGAGAGACAAGGAUGGUACCACGGAUCCAUCACGAGAAUCGAGGCGGAAGCUGUCCUACGACUUCUGAGGGAAGGAAGUUAUUUGGUGAGGAACAGCGAAUCAACCAAACAGGAUUACUCUUUAUCUUUGAAAAGCGCGCGCGGUUUCAUGCACAUGCGAAUCCAGAAGAACGAGGAGCUGAACGCGUACAUUUUGGGCCAGUUCAGCAAGCCGUUCGACAGCAUACCGGAAAUGGUGCGGCACUUCAGCGUGAACCGUCUUCCGAUACGCGGCGCCGAGCACAUGUGUCUUCUGCAUCCGGUCAUAGCACAGCUUUUGUAGCGCAUCUAUCGUAGCGCCGUUUAAGGCGCUCCUAAACUUUUGAUAUCUCAUGUUUAUCCGAAACGAGUGCGAUACCGCUGACGGUGUAUGUAUGUAUAUCCGGAACGAAUCGCGGCGGAGGCGCGGCGUUGUUCACGAGUCGCGAAUCUUGUGCAUCCGUUGUACAGAAACAGAAACGUGAACUCCACGGAGAGGACCUAGGAUACCGAGCAAUUAACACACAUCGUACUUCCAUGAAAUCUCCGUUCUUUUUGUUCUCGUCACGCGUUUCGCGAGAACCGCUACCAAAAACACAUUCCGAGCUUCCGAGAUAAGCUACGAAACGUGGAGAGACGAAGUCGGCAAUUGGAACUGUACAGGAUCGACCAUCUAACACUGCGACCUCUGAAAUGUCUCCAUUACUUUUAAUGACACGAGAAAGCGUCCGAGAAAAAAUACGGCUAUUUCUUCAGAUCUAAAAAUUGAUAAACGUGCUCGUAUAAUGAAAUGUUAGAAUUUUUGAGAGUCGAUCGAAUUAUUACGGGACGGAAUAUAUUUUUCAUAAAUUGUUUCGCACAAAUCGGAACAAGAGAAAAUUUCUUUAACCAGCUACAACAAUAUUAUUGAUUUCUGUUAUUGUACACGCUUCCCUUGUAUUUCAGGCUACCAAAAACCUUCUUUCAAUAUGAUUGAGUAUUGGUAAUUAAUAUUCAAUAUAAUUUCAUUCGAUAUGAUGGCCAUGCUCGGUUUUUACUACAAAUAAAUCGUCCGACAUAUUUGUAUUUUUAAGAUAGACAUUUUUUGCUUUUCUCGGUAAAAGUGAUGAAGAUAUUCGAACUUGUAAGUGUUAGGCAAUCCAUCCUGUACCACGGAAAUAAAUACAGUACAAAUCAGCGAGGAGUUUCUGUAGGUUUAGUACGAGCGACCUCGAGAUUCGUAAUUCGUUCACCUGAAUCAUUUACGAUUACGUCGGUGUCCGUGCAUCGAGCCGAGAGCUUUAUUACCCGAGGAUGGAGAAGGAUCGAUUUUGUCGGAAACUAUCGAGUUCACGAGUACGCAACGACAGAGUCGAGGAUGAGAACUGUUUCAAGGUUGGAUCUGUCUCGUCUUCCUCAGAGAAACAAAGAAUUAUCAUCGCGAGCCUAACUCUCGCGAGUUUUAUUUUCGCGAAAUUAUUUGGUGGAUCCAGGAUUUUGUUCCUUGCACUUGAUCGGUCGAUAGGGGGGAGGGGGGAUGGCUUUGACGAAGAGUGGCGGGAGAUCGAGGCGACAGAUGAAAAUCCAGGAGAAACGAGAAAGAAAUGAGAACAAGGGAACGCUAACGAAGAAACUGCCCAAAUAAGAACAGCCUGAUCUUCUUUUCAACUGGCAUCUAAAAAAAUGAAACGAUUAGUUUCCGAGUUGGAAAAAUGUUCGAUCGUAGGCGAAACAUUCCUGAUCGAAAUAAAAAAAGAAUCAAUUCGAUCGGAUAAGCGAUUUUCGAAAUAAAAAUUCAUAAGUCGAGCCUAUUUUCGUGGAAAUGAGUAAAAAUGGUAAAACGUGGCAGUUGAAAAUAGCCAAUAUUCCAAGUGCUAUAACUCCGUGAGAAAAAAUCGUACCGCAAUCUCCGUGGACUCAUUUUAAAGCUCGAAUCUUUCUCUUUCACAAUUCGUCCUUCAUAUUUCUCAAAUAAAUUUUUACAUCGUGUAGCAAAUAAUAAUGUAAAGUCACUUUCGAAAUAUAAUUUGUCACCUUUUAAAGAAUCACGCGAAGUUGAAACAUUUUCUUUCGGGUUCCGCUUUAAGACGUGCUUAUAGCGCAAAGUCUCCCCUUUCAAAUGACUCGGACAAACUUGACGUGCGAUUUUGUCUCGCCAUUCGCAGUGGUACAACUCGAUACAUUCGCAUCCACGUUCCGAACUGCACGAUCCAAAGCGCAGAAUGCAAUUCUCAUCGAUCUAAAAAUAUGUUACACGAACGAUUCCGAAGAGAUCGGCUUUCCUUAUUCGGGCAGCGCCCGCGUAAGUCCACCUUGUAGGAACUAAGAGGAGUCUAUAGGAGUUUCGACGUCCUGAAUGGAUCAGGAUCGAUACGGGGUUGUCGCAAGAGCUUUACAAAACGGUUGUUCCUUGUGCCCGUGGACUGGCCACGGGUUUCACGUAAGAAACUAUCGAAGGGAUCAGAGUCGUUGUCUUACGAGCGGAUAAUCUAACGGGGGUGCGAGAUAAUACGUACUUAGAUUUAAAAUACACACGUAGGCGGGUCGCUCGCGCGGCCUCUACGACGGAGCUGGAAGCCAAAGAAGAGAGAAAAGGAGAGUAGCUCGGUCGUGCUUCGCGUUUCAGCGAGAAGAGGGAACGACUUGGAGCGGAUCGAUCGGAUGAAUCGAGUAAAUUCGAGCGAAUCGAGCGAUGAACGCGGCGGCCGAUUUAGGCCCGCGGUAGCAAUGCCAAAACAUUACUGCUAAUCGUAAUCAUUUAGUCAGGGUUUUAGUUGUUCGUCGUCGUUGGUAAGCGGUUUUAGGCUCAGGAGCAGGGUGGGUCGAUCGCCGAGUUUUGCAUUCAGUUGGAUAUUGCGAGAAAAAGAGAGAGAGAAAGAGAGAGAGAGAGAGAGAGAGAGAGGAGCGGUUCGUGGACGCGGAAAUGAAUUAUUUAUUCGUCCAGGCUGACCGGAAGCGAGAGAUGAAAGGGACGAAGCGUGAAUGCGAGCGAGGUCAAGGGUGUCAGCCGUUCCGAAUCAUCGAUGGCUCGUCCACCGAGUCAUCCGUCCGACAGUCUCUUAUUUUUUGGGAGAUUUUUCGUGUGAGAAGAGGCAACCGAUACAUAUUUUUUCAUGUGAUAUCAAUUUGUUACAGAGAUAGCCUAGUUUUACCUGUGAUCUGUUACUUAGUUCCCUUUAUCCGUGUCUGUUGGUCGCUGUGUGCAAUAUUCUCGUACGAUUACGGUAACGAUAACGAUAAUAACGCUAAUGAUACUAAUAUUGAUAGCGGUAGUAAUAACUCUAAUCGUAAAAAUAUGAUAUGAUUACCGGUAAUAGUAAAUUAGCACGUAACGUUAAGUUUAAGUCGCUGUAACGAGAGAUUCGGUAGCCAGCAACGAGCCGCGGCGAUGGUCCGCGACACGAGAGACGUCCGUGGUGUUACAAUAAUUAAUUUCGCGCUAAGGAUUUCGAUCCGCACCGGUCCAGGCCGGACUUCCGCCGACACCGGCGACAGGUGAAAACGAAACAUUUUGAUUCCGACUUUCCGUAGAACACGUUAGACGCGCGAGUAGCGAGUGCCGUGCUGACCGAUUCAGGACCUUGGACGGUUUCUUUUGCCAACUAAUUAGCGAAGAUUUACUGAGGAAAAGCAAAUCCGCGUAGCUUUCGUCGUGGUCGAAGUAGCCAAGCCAUUUCAUUUGAAUUUUUCCUGUUUGCGAAGAGCUGCAGAUUCUUAGAUACAGGACAGAGCAUCCUUGUUCCCGGUGAAAGGACACAUUUAUAUUAGUUGAGUAAGGUGUUUGUUACAAUCGUUUACCAAUUUCUAACUGUUUUGAAAGUAACACGUACGUUGUAAGCGUAAAAUUAAAGAAUACAAGUUUUUUAUUGAACAGAUCUCUUAUUUUAUAAUGUAUCUAACCAGACAGAACACUGUAUUGUUUUAGUUCCAGUAAUCGUUUGAAAAUGUUCUUCACGGAAUCAUUCCUCAUUAAACGUUUAUGCAGUAGACAGAAAUGAAUACACCUCUUAGUUUCAUGUAAGAAUUAUCGCUUUAAUCGUUAGUACCUGUGAAACGCAGCGAAAUCAUCGUUUGGCAGAAUAUCGUUUGCUUUUGCUCAGUACUUUUUCAUCUCGUACGCGCUACAAUAAAAUCCGAAUUAGCGUGACGAUUAGUGGAACACCGAUCGAUACCAAUUGGUGCUUAUUAGAGUCCAGAGAAAACAAAACGUUACUUACAAUAUCUGAACAAAAAUGUCGAAAGCAUUAACCGUAAUCCGAGGUAAAUCGUCGCGCUAAUCCCGAACCUUGUGCUCCUCAUCGAAUUACACAUAACAUUUAUUUUCGUACGUCAAUUACGAAUCAUUCUCAUUACAUUUGCCACUCAUUGUACCAUCUCCUUUUCCUUAGUUCCACAGUGUACUACACAAGACACACACACACACACACACACACACACACACACACACACACACACACACACACACAGUUAUAGUCUUCUACGCUUCAACGAGGCAGAUGUAUUUUCGAGUUAUUGUACAGUUUAAGAAACGUCGGAAAUACGAACGUUGACGCUUUUCGAGUAAAGUUUCGUUUUACGUUUA